Molecule: messenger RNA, 3388 nt
Organism: Protopterus annectens (West African lungfish)
Lineage: Eukaryota; Metazoa; Chordata; Ceratodontiformes; Protopteridae
Product: BMP/retinoic acid-inducible neural-specific protein 3-like
Exons: 9
Coding region: 767-3070 (767 amino acids)
Biological process (GO): negative regulation of mitotic cell cycle; positive regulation of neuron differentiation
Source: RefSeq, a predicted model, not a curated record
UUGAGCUGACAGAGCAAGGACUGCAUUUACAAAAGCCAGAGCAUCAGUCGCUUAUCUGUAACAGAGCACUGGGAUGGUAUUAUUUGCACAGGAUUCGAAAACAACUGUUAGUACAAGAGUGCAUAACAGACAAGGGUACAUUACAGGUUUUAUUUUUUCUCAGAGAUGGGUACCUCAUUCAGAAAUACUUUAUAGCUUUGUAUGCAAUACAAGUAUACUCUUCUGUCUGUUAGAGUUACAGAAUGAACCACACAACAGGAUUCAUCUUUCAGUCUCUUAGACAACUAAGCUUUCCUGUUUGAUAAAGCAGUGAUGCAGCUGUAAUACAAAGAAACAGAAAGACAAGUAUAAAUCUUGUCUGGAUGUGUCAGACGAGAAGUCCAUCAGAUGGAAAACAAGCAUAAGUUCAAGUUUACAGCCUCAGAGGAGCAGCUAUAAACUAUGAAAGAAUUGAGCGUGCUUGAUAACAUACAGAAAAAUGGAAACCUAUGGCUUCAGCUGUGUGCUUCUCAAAGUUAAUCUGCUUAAAGAUGAGCUGAGUGGAAGCAGUGUGACUUUAUAAUGCAACAAUACUACAGUACAGGACACAACUGCUCAUAUUAGGACAACAUUGCAUAAAAGAGGGCUGGGUGAUAAUGCUGUCCUCCAUAAUUAAACACGGGAAUGUGCAAGUCAGAAUAACAGAUUUGUAAAAGCCUGUACAACAAAUAUUACAGGUCCAGCAGAAGUGUUGGGAGAAUGAGGAAGGUGCACUCCCCUAAAAAGAAUGAUGUGGCAGUGGGGUACAAUUUCUAGAUGGCUUUAUCUGAUCAUCCUCUGGGAGUGGGUAUUGGUGGCGGUUCACUGCAGGGUUGCUACCACAUCCAAUUCAGAUCACCAUGAAUCAUCUGGUCACCCCUUGGAGUGGCUUCUGUCAGACAGAGGACCUUUCUACCAAUCUCAACAAUACACCGAAUUUAGUGAUCGAUUCCAGCAAGGGUUUACUACAAGGUACAGGAUUUACAGAGAGUUUGGUCGUUGGCAAGUGACUAACUUGGUAACAGAGCGGAGAGAUAAACUCAAUCUUCCUUUACCUCUGUCACCUGAGUUUUUGCGAAAUCUCAGACUUCUUGGCCGUAGACCCACUUUGCAACAGAUCACAGAGAACUUGAUAAAAAAAUAUGGCACCCACUUCUUUGUCUCGGCCACACUUGGAGGGGAAGAAUCAUUGACGAUUUUUGUGGAUAAACAACGGCUAGCUGGAAGGGCAGAGGGCAGGCAUCCUGGCAGUAACUUGUCCUCAGUGACUCUGGAGACCUUGCACCAGCUGGCUGCAUCUUAUUUCAUUGACAGGGAGAGCACACUGCGCCGACUUCAUCACAUUCAGAUAGCAACUGCAGCCAUAAAGGUUACAGAAACCCGAACUGGUCCCCUAGGAUGCAGUAACUACGACAACCUUGAUUCUGUCAGUUCUGUUUUGGUUCAGAGUCCUGAAAACAAAAUCCAAUUGCAAGGUCUUCAAGUCCUUCUACCAGAUUACCUACGGGAACGAUUUGUGCAGGCUGCACUGAGUUAUACCUCCUGCAAUUUGGAAGGAGAGUUUAUCUGCAAAAACAAUGACUGCUGGUGUCAGUGUGCCCCUACUUACCCAGAAUGCAACUGUCCCCGUGCAGAUGUUUUGUCAGUGGAGGAGAAUUUGCAUCAUGUUGCAGAAGUCUGGGAAGAGACAUACCAGAAAUUUGAAGACUCAGUGGAAUUCAAGUCGUUUGUGAAGAGUUUGCCCAUGGAUCACUUUCUGAACACCUCCUCUAUCUCACACUUGUGGACCUUGGAUUCUAUUCUUACUCAUCGCUAUGACCAUUUGGGAAACAUUCUAAGAGUUAUCUUGAGAAAGUAUCAGAAGCUGGUCCAUAAGCUCUUGGCCCUUAGCAGGCGGUGCUGGAGGCAACCUAAAUUUAAACUUCUGCGAGAAAGGUCUUGGAAGCACUGGCUGAACCGUGCCCAAUCAUUACUCUACUGCAGUGAAAACAACCUGUCCGGGGUGUUUUCUGAAGAAGCUCAUAAAUGCAGGUGCCCUUCUGGACAGGUGUCUUGUAGUGCUCGUAUUCCAUGCACAGUUGGUAAUGGCCCUGCUUGUGUGGCAUGUGCUGUAAACAAUAGGACAUACUGUGCAAGUUGCAACAGUGGUUACAUGUUAAAUGAAGGUGGAUGCCAACCAGAGGUGUCUGAGGCCACAGAACACUACAUCACCUUUGACAGCCAGCUGCAGGACCUCGAGGUGAAGUACCUUCUGCAGAAGCGAGACAGCAGGAUAGAAGUACAGACAAUUUUUAUCAGCAAUGACAUUCGACUCAACAACUGGUUUGAUCCCUCUUGGCGCAAGAGGAUGCUGGUGACUCUAAAGAGCAACAAAUACAAGACCAACCUGGUACACAUGAUGCUGGGUCUUUCUCUUCAGAUUUGCCUCACAGUAAACAGCACACUGGAGCCUUCUCUGGCUGUCUAUAUAAACCCUUUUGGCGGCAGCCACUCAGAGAGCUGGCUUCUGCCUGUCAAUGAAAACAGCUUCCCUGACUGGGAAAGGACUAAACUGGAUUCCAAUCAUCAAUGCUACAACUGGACCAUGAUGCUGGGGAAUAGGCUGAAAACAUUCUUUGAGACAGUGCAUGUUUACUUAAGAAGUCGUAUUAUAUCCAGUGAUCUGGAAAGCAAUGAAACAUUAUUUUAUGAGCCCCUUGAGAAAGGAGACCCCUCCAAUAAUCUAGGCUACAUGAGGAUCAACCACAUGCGAGUCUUUGGAUACAGCAUGCACUUUGACUCAGAAGCAAUUCUUGACCUAAUCAUGCAGCUGGACUAUCCCUAUACUCAAGGAUCACAGGACUCUGCUCUCUUGCAGCUUCUAGAGAUUCGUGAUCGGGUGAACAAACUCUCACCACCAGGUAAACAUAAACUGGACCUCUUUUCUUGUUUGCUCAGCCACCGGCUCAAGUUGUCAUCCAGUGUCGUGGGGAGGAUCUUAGCAACACUCAAGGCUUUCAGUGCCAAAUUGCCAAACUCAGUGGACUAUGAAACAAUAAAAUUAUGCAGCUAACCUAAAACAUAACAUGAACUAAGCUUUCCAUUACAGUACACCAACAGGAAUGGUCAGAGUUGCAGUGACUAAAUAAAAGGAUCACAUUUUCUUCAGCUCAGUUUACACACUGGAAUAGCAAUGGGACUGGUCACUUUCACAUGUAAAAUGAUUUCUGUGGUAACUCAGUUCAAGAAAAUAUGGGACUGGUCAGCUUCAUGUAUAAAAUUGUGUUUUUAUGAUUAACCAAAACAAGAAAAUAAAGUGGAUUGCAUUUGUUUAUAGUUCAUAAAAUGAAUAACUUAUUCUCUGUCUUUUGGCAAUAAAUCUAAAUGGUAA